CUCAAAACUUGCAUUGGUUUUUGUUUGGUUUUUCUUGCUAAUAUUCAGGAUGGUUUUGCCUUUGUAAUUCUUAACAAGUUGAACAAGUUCAUUAUUUUUAUUUUCUGGAUUUCAUUGUUCCUUUUAAUUACCCUUAUAAUGAAAAUGCCUGGGUAAGUCAGGACACUCACAAGAUUGGUCUCAUACCUGUAACAUCAUAUUCUGUUACAAUGUCUUUGCAAGAGGUUUGAUGCUAUGCCAAUUGUCUUAUCUUAUUGUCUCACUUUAUUCAAAACUAGACUUUGGUUUGCUAAAAUCAGCCUAAAGAGAAAGAUGAUGACUGCGAGCUCUGAUCACUCUAUUAAACAUGUCUAAUGGUAUUUCUAUCUUGUUUGAUUUUUCCUUGUUAAUGGGAUGAGUGUUACUGAAAUAAUUAUGAUAUCAAGUCCUUGUCUGAAAACUUGCUCGAGCGCUUUGCUUUCUGUCAAAGAAAACCAGCUCGAGCGUGUUCUGUCGAAAGGACUUUAAGAAGCCACGUUGCUUCUUAUUUUGUGUGGUGUGGUUGUAUCUAUAUAUGUAUCAAAAGAGAGUAUAGUUCUCAGUUUCCUACUGGCUCUUAGCUCCGAUCCCUACGCUCGGGACCGCCGUCGUCCGGAAUUGGAGACAAUUCUUGAGUCAGAAAUCUCAGAUUCCCGUUGAAGCAACCGGACCUUAACCCUACAGUCAAGGUAAUACUCGGCUCCUGCAAUGGUUUGAUAUGCGUAGCUCUUGAUUUUCAUCAGCACUUUUAUAUCUGGAACCCAUCCACUACCUGACCCAGAUUUUUGGUCACAAAAUAUUAAAACCCUUGACAGUUAUGGGUUGGUUAUGUAUCCGCCACUGACGACUACAAAGUUAUUGUGGCCGUUCGACCUACUCAAACAAGUAACAGAGGUGGCCUUGUUGUUUGGGUCUUCUCAUUUAGAGCCAACUCGUGGAAAACGAUUCAAGCUCCAUUCUUAUCCAUUCAGGCUCAUGUAAUAUACAUUAAGCAGAAACGGGGGACUCUUUCAAACGAGGCACUCCAUUGGCUGCCUUGGGGUGGCGGACCAGUUGUAAUUGCUUUUGAUUUGGCAGUGGAGUUCCGAGACGUAAUGUUGCCAAUUGUUAAAAAAAUUAUGAGUUCCGUUUCGAAGGGUUGGGGGCUCUUUUAGAAGAAUGUAUUCGCUACUAGGGAUACUAGGAUGCCCGAUUUUCAAUAUAUGGAAGUCUGGGUAAUGAGAGAAUAUGAUGUGUGUGAAUCUUGGACUGUGCUCUUUAAGUGUAGCAUUGACUAUGAGCUGCCACGGCCUUCCAGUUCUAUCUUCAUUAGGGAAAGUGGUACAACUUUGAUCCGGUAUUGUAGUGGCAAGAAGGUGGAGUUGAUAUGGUUUGAUAAAAAUGAAGACAAGUUUGACAACGAUGUGGUUUGCAGUCGAUGUAUGCUUGAGGGACUUUACUAUGCGGAUGACAGGAUUGAAUAUGUUGAGAGUCUGCUUUGUUUGCCUGACAUUUCCUAUCACCAAUCAUGUGAAUCCAGCCUUUGAAAAAUGGAUGGAUCGAGAUAUAAGUGUAAGGGCUUGGCUUGAUUCAAGAAUCUCUGAAGAAUUAUUACCAUAUACAGUCGGGGCUUAUUCCUCUCAUGCACUCUGGAUGAUCCUGGAGAAGCAGUUUGUUGGUGCUUCAAGUUGUCACUUUGAUUUAGGGGAGUUGGAAUCUACUGGUGAAGAAGUUGGACUUUUCUUCAGCAAACUAUCAGCUGUUGUAGGUUCUACUUUGUCACCAGAAGUUACCACAAAUUCGUUUUCCACGAAGGCAAGUUAUGGGAAUUUCAGUGGAACUGUUUUCUAAAUUCUUUAGACCAAAUGGGAAAGCAAUGUCUUAGGGAAGAUGUUUUCCAUGUAAACAGAUAAAAAUAUAUAAAUGAAGCUAUUUCAAUGACAAUGGCAUGGCGAAAAGUUUAAAGGCAUUAUCCCAAAUGGUCAUUUCAGUUGCACAAGGUGAAAUGAUCAUCGAGUUUUAUACAUCAUCCCCCGGGCUAAUCGGACUUUGGUUAUUGGUUGUUGUGGAAAACUUUUGCUAUUUGAAUUCAAAAGAAAAUCAGAGAUGGGGAGGUUGA
Molecule: messenger RNA, 2116 nt
Organism: Prunus persica (peach)
Lineage: Eukaryota; Viridiplantae; Streptophyta; Magnoliopsida; Rosales; Rosaceae
Exons: 3
Coding region: 1399-1848 (149 amino acids)
Source: RefSeq, a predicted model, not a curated record